Messenger RNA from Carica papaya (papaya), 1711 nucleotides. The record is from RefSeq and is a predicted model, not a curated record. NCBI's taxonomy places the organism in Eukaryota, Viridiplantae, Streptophyta, Magnoliopsida, Brassicales, Caricaceae.
CGAAGAAAACUUUGCAUUCUUUUUGCGGUGUUUUAAAUAAAGCCGAGAAGAAAGUAGAGAGCAGGGAAGAUCAACAGAAGACGGAUAGAAGUAGAAAUCCAAGAUGAGCAGCAUAGGAACUGGUUACGAUCUCUCCGUCACUACUUUCUCUCCAGAUGGCCGUGUCUUCCAGAUCGAAUACGCCGCCAAAGCCGUUGAUAACAGCGGAACUGUUAUUGGUAUCAAGUGCAAAGAUGGGAUAGUUAUGGGCGUGGAGAAGCUGAUAGCGUCAAAGAUGAUGUUACCUGGUUCCAACCGAAGAAUCCAUUCUGUUCAUCGUCAUACUGGCAUGGCUGUUGCUGGAUUAGCAGCUGAUGGGAGACAAAUUGUUGCCCGUGCUAAAUCUGAAGCAACUAACUAUGAGAGUGUCUAUGGUGAAGCCAUUCCUGUGAAGGAACUCUCUGAGCGAGUUGCAAGUUAUGUUCAUUUGUGCACUCUCUACUGGUGGCUCAGGCCCUUUGGAUGUGGGGUAAUUCUUGGAGGUUAUGAUAGAGAUGGACCUCAAUUGUACAUGGUUGAGCCAUCUGGCAUCUCAUAUAGAUAUUUCGGUGCCGCCAUUGGGAAGGGAAAGCAAGCAGCGAAAACAGAAAUUGAAAAGCUUAAACUUUCUGAGAUGACAUGCAGAGAAGGUGUUCUUGAAGUAGCCAAAAUGUGAGUGUUACCUCGUAAUUUUCUCCCAACAUAACGAACAUAUUGUAUGCCUGGCUUUUGAUUCAUCAUCUUUCUCAACUCUUCAGUUUGAUUUAUUGUACUUUUACUUCAGUGCUUUGCUUUCUAGAAAAUGUGGAAAUUUCAGGGAACUUAAUUUUCUUGUCAACAUGUUACUUGUAUGUUUGCUUGUAUUCUGAAAUAUCCUUGAAACUUUCUAACUAAGCCAUAUUCUGGUUGUGAAAUUUUACGAUCAUUCUUUUUUUUUUCUUUUGAAAUAAAAAGUAUAAUAAGAUUCAUUCACAAGCACCAAGGAGGUGCAAACCCCUAUAUAAGAAUAUUUACAUAUCGAUCAAAAUACCAAUAAGGUCCCCAAAAUUCUAAAAAAAUAAAGAAAAUAACCCUUAAUAAAAUAGGGUCUGGAACUAACUAUUUUUAACCCUAUCAAAACCCCCUUCCUUUCCUUCAAAAAACUUUCAUAUUUCUUUCCUGAGUACCCAAAACAUGGCAAGGGGAUAAGGGCGAGAUGCUUCUUCUCAUGUCUGAUUCUUUUCUACGUCCAAAUUUCCUCCCUCACCAAGUCAGUCAUUACCCAAUUAAUGCCCAAGACGCCGUAAGCAAGGGUUGAAAGUCAUAAGCAAAGGGACACCACAUAAGAAUAUGAUGCAUGACUCCACAUCUCUUUUGCACAAGUAACAACCAUUCACCAGAAUUUUUCCUGUUCUAAUAAGCUUAUCAACAAAGUUAGAAUGCACCCUCUAAUUGCCUCCCGUGCCAAAAAAAAAAAAAAAGACAAUUCUAGGCGAAACAUUAACCUUCCAAAUUUGCUUGAAGAGAAAGUCUUUAACCGUGAUCUCUCUUCUUGUCAGGUAAUUGUAAAAAAUCUAAUAGAGAAAAUCCCACUAGUCGGCUUCAAAUGGGUCAGUCUUCUGUGUCGUCAGGCCUAGCCUCGGCAAGUGUAAGUAGUAAGGCUUUAUACUCCCCAACUUCCCAUUCAUUUAGAUUCCUUAUGACCUCCACAAAA